CGGGGGUUUGAGGAGCAGAAGCGGGCUGUCCACAUGGUCCAACCACUGGCGUGAAAGUUGACUUCUUCAGAAAACAAGAGAACAGGUGCCAGUGAUGAUGGUGGAAUCAGCCUCUGAGACCAUUCGAACGACGCCGUCCAACCAGAACGGAGUCAGCAGCCUCAGCAGCCAAUCAGAUGGAGGGGGAGGUAGAGAGGGCGGGUCUAACGGAGACACCAACGGAGAGAUCAGUCCAGUUGACUUACUGCACCUGCAGCAACAACAGGCGCUCCAGGCAGCCAGACAGUUCCUCCUCCAGCAGGCCUCUGGACUCAACUCCCCUGGCAGCAACGAGGUCAAACAGAGCCCUGUGCAGGUGCCUGUGUCCAUGGCGAUGAUGAGUCCACAGAUGAUCACUCCUCAGCAGAUGCAACAGAUCUUGUCUCCCCCUCAGCUCCAGGCCCUGCUGCAGCAACAGCAGGCUUUAAUGCUACAGCAGCAACAACUUCAGGAGUACUACAAGAAGCAGCAGGAGCAGUUGCAUCUCCAGCUUCUGACUCAGCAGCAGCAGCAGCAGCAGCAGCAGCAGCAGCAGCAACAGCAGCAGCAGGCCGGGAAGCAAGCGGCAAAAGAGGUGAACUUCACCAAGUACACACUCACUCAGCUCAAGUACACUCUGAAGUACACAAUCGGCAGACUCACCACCCACCCACCCACCACCCCCACAAACUCCUCGCCGACAGCGGUCAACCAACUCGACCGUGACCAAAGCAAACCAGUUGUGGUUGACUUGCAUGUUGAGAGGCAAAUAGGCAGUAAGCAGUUGGCCUUCCAGCAGCAGUUGAUCCAGAUGCAGCAGCUUCAGCAGCAGCACAUCCUCAACCUCCAGAGACAAGGCCUGGUCCCACUGCAGCCCACCGCCGCCAUGCAGUCUCUGCAGCAAGCGAUGUGUCCGUCAGACCUCCAGCAGCUGUGGAAGGAGGUGUCGGGGGUGCCAAGCAGUGAGGAGGCCCUGAAACAGGCCGAGGGCCUGGACUUGAGCACCAACAGCUCCAAUUCUACCUCAGCCUUCCCCAAAGCUGCCAGCGCUCACAUCCCACUGCACAGCCUGCCCAACGGACAGAGCCACACCCCAAAGAGAGACAGCAGCCAUCAUGAGGAACAUGCUGGCUCCCAUCCUCUCUACGGCCAUGGAGAGUGUAAGUGGCCUGGCUGUGAAGCACUGUGUGAGGACAUGGGACAGUUCAUCAAGCACUUGAACAAUGAGCACGCCCUAGAUGACCGCAGCACUGCUCAGUGCCGAGUCCAGAUGCAGGUGGUUCAGCAGCUGGAGAUACAGCUGGCGAAAGAGAGUGAGCGACUCCAGGCCAUGAUGACCCACCUGCACAUGCGCCCUUCAGAGCCAAAGCCUUUUAACCAACCUCUGAACCUGGCUUCCAGCGGCUCUCUGUUAAAGCGGGACAGCGAUGCCUACCCAGAGGGUCUUCCCCACCCGCCCACCUCGGCUGCCACCCCCAUCACCCCACUGCGCCAGGGACCCUCGGUCAUCAGCUCCUCAAGCCUGCACACACACUCCCACUCCCACACGCACGCUGUCGGGCCCAUUCGUAGGCGCAACUCCGACAAGUAUUGCACCCCCAUUGCCUCAGAGCUGGCUCAGAACUGUGAGUUCUACAAGAACGCUGAUGUCAGGCCUCCCUUUACCUACGCCUCUCUUAUACGUCAUGCCAUUCUGGAGUCUCCAGACAGACAGUUGACUCUCAAUGAAAUCUACAACUGGUUUACACGAAAGUUUGCCUAUUUCAGGAGAAACACAGCCACAUGGAAGAAUGCCGUGCGUCACAACCUGAGUCUGCACAAGUGUUUUGUUCGUGUUGAGAACGUGAAGGGGGCCGUGUGGACUGUGGAUGAAGUUGAAUACCAAAAGAGGAGACCACCAAAGAUGACCGGAAGUCCCACUCUGGUGAAAAACAUGAUUUCAGGCCUGGGCUUUGGAUCCCUAAACGCCAGCUACCAGGCAGCUCUGGCAGAGAGCAGUCUGUCCUUGCUAAACAGCCCUCCCCUGGUGACCCCUCCGUCUGCGGCCAGCCUCAACAUGCUGCAUGUGGGCCACGAUGAUGUCAGCUCCACUGUGGAGCAGGUCAACAGCAACGGCAGCUGCAGCCCCACGCUCAGCCCUCAACAGUACAGCCACCCGGUGCAUGUGAAGGAGGAGCCCACUGAGUUGGAGGAGGACAGUCGGCCAGUAUCCCUCCUGGCCGGCGUCACACACAGCCUGCCAUUGCCGAGCGACGAGCGCGAUCUGGAGGAGGAUCUUCCCACCGAGGAGCUGGAGUAG
This is a messenger RNA of Seriola dumerili (greater amberjack), 2317 nucleotides long. RefSeq names its product forkhead box P4 (gene foxp4). Gene Ontology annotation, biological process: regulation of transcription by RNA polymerase II. Gene Ontology annotation, cellular component: nucleus. Gene Ontology annotation, molecular function: RNA polymerase II cis-regulatory region sequence-specific DNA binding; DNA-binding transcription repressor activity, RNA polymerase II-specific. NCBI's taxonomy places the organism in Eukaryota, Metazoa, Chordata, Actinopteri, Carangiformes, Carangidae. The coding region runs from base 95 to 2317 and encodes 740 amino acids. The transcript is spliced from 20 exons. The record is from RefSeq and is a predicted model, not a curated record.